AUGCCUCCACCACAGCGACGUACAGCGCGCAGAGAGCUUGACCCCUGUAUGAGAGCUCGUAUAUGUGAGCUCCAUACAGAGGCGCACUGGGGUUAUAAACGGAUACACCGCGCGCACCCGGAAAUCCCUAUAUCAACUAUCCGGAAUACAAUCAAGAAGGAGCAAGAGCGUAUAAAUCAACGCUCAAUGCCUCGUACGGGGCCCCCGGAGAAGUUGACGGACGAGGAUAAGCAGAAGCUUAUUGAGUUGACGAUUCAGUAUCCUCAUAUUAAAUAUAUGGAGCUCCGGAAUGCGAUCGACAAUAAAGUUACUAUUCGCACUAUCCAGGGCAUGUUUCAAAAAAUCCAUAAGAGGAAAUGGAAGCAACGUAAGAGACCUGAGAUUCUUCCUCUUAAUGCGCAAAAGAGGUUAGCCUGGGCUCUAAGAUAUGAAGCUUAUACACCACGUGAAUGGCAGCGUAUUCUUUGGAGCGACGAGUGUACAGUUGAGCGCGGCAAAGGGGGUCAAUUGAUAUGGACGUGGCAUUCCUUGAGCGAGCAACUCAUGGAGCAUGACAUGUUUUGGGGAGGAUUCAAAUUUGAUGAACGGAGUCCACUAGUGCCAUUAACCCCAGAUGGCUCAUCAGCUGGCGGAGGUAUUACUGCAACUGUUAUAAAGCAACUUUAUAUGGAACAGCUUCCUGGAUUACUUCGUGAGGGUGAUAUUUUUAUGCAGGAUAAUGCGCCUGUACACCGAGCGCAUAUCAUACGGAAUCUGUUACGUGAAUUAGGGCUUGAUCUUAUGGAAUGGCCUCCAUAUUCGCCGGAUCUCAAUCCUAUCGAGAAUAUUUGGGCAAUAAUGAAAACAAUCAUUCAUAAUGAUCAUCCAGAACUACAAAAUGCUCCUGAUAACGAACAGACGUUAUUAGCAUUGAUACAAGCUGCAAAAGAAGCAUGGGGGUCAAUUGAAGCACGAGUAUUGAAGAAUUUAAGCAAUACCAUGCCAAAUCGUGUACGUGCGGUUAUAGAGGCGGAUGGGUGGUAUACAAAGUAUUAG
Molecule: messenger RNA, 1035 nt
Organism: Talaromyces stipitatus ATCC 10500
Lineage: Eukaryota; Fungi; Ascomycota; Eurotiomycetes; Eurotiales; Trichocomaceae
Product: transposable element tc3 transposase, putative
Exons: 2
Coding region: 1-1035 (344 amino acids)
Biological process (GO): DNA transposition; DNA integration
Molecular function (GO): DNA binding
Source: RefSeq, a predicted model, not a curated record